Messenger RNA from Effrenium voratum, 1801 nucleotides. Lineage: Eukaryota; Dinophyceae; Suessiales; Symbiodiniaceae. The record is from the annotation of a GenBank genome assembly.
AGACUUGCUCAAGUCAUGUUCUAGAACCUCCGAGAACGAAGCGAAAUUCUCCAUAGUACGAAGCAAUGCGGGCGAUCUUCUCCCUGCUGCUGGCCCUGCCGCUGGUCCAUGGAAGUUCCGAGAGUUUCCCCCGGCACCUGCGCGCAGUGGACGCCUCCGUCUUUGAAGCCGAGCUCCAGUCCGCCAUGGGGGAGGCGUUGGGCUGCGGGGGCCUCAUCUCCGAGCAGCACCUUCUGGACCUCGAGGAGGAGUUACGCGUUGUUUACGCCACGCUGCCCAAGAACGGUGUGGGCCGCAUUGACCGCCGCUCUCUGCGGUUCCUGGCUUACCGGUACUUCAACCAGAAGCACGCGCUGGUGAUCCGCGGCUUCGAGCCCUCGCGGCCGCUGAACGACUCGGCCUGGGCGGCGGAGGUGCUGAGCCAGCGGGUGCCCAACUACGUGGAGUCCGUGCUGAUGUCCCGCCACGCACUGGAGCGGGGCUUUGACAUCCGCGACGCCGCCCUGCUGAUCACGACCAUCGAGCAGCUGAUGUUUGAUUCUGAGAGCAACCUGUUGGAAAAGGUCUACAAGGAGCUGCGGAAGCCGCUGGACAAGGCUGUGCCGCGCCAGAGCCUGCAGCAGGUGUUGGAGGCCUAUCUCGUGCACUGGCUCAUGGGCAACGACGAGGAGGGCGUGCGGAUCCUGCUGAACAACGCGAAGCUGCGGCAGAAGACCUUUCCACACUGGGACGAGCUGGUGCAAUUCGCGAACGGUGAGAUUAAGGCUCAGGACUUCAAAUCCGCGAAGCAGGCGAAGAAAGGCGCCUUGGAGUUACAAUACUCCUUCGAGGACGCGCACUCGGUGAUUGGGGGCAUCACGCGGUCCUUCGCUUCCUUCUGGGAGUCCGAGUGUGUUGAGAUGAAGGACCAGCUUAUCGAAAUGGAUCCUCAUCGCACAGGUCGCGUGCCCUUGUCCAAGUUCUACGGCACGGGCCUGGAGGCGGACUGGCGCUUCGCCGAGUCUGAGGCUUACCUCCGGGAGCUUGGAGCGCUGGAUGAGAGCAGCGGCACCAAGCAGGUGCUCAUUCCCAAUUACAUCCAGGCGGCUUCCAACUGCAUCGUGGCCACCAGUCACUACAUGGUUUGCUGCCUCAACGACUGCAACCCGCUGAUGGCGGAGAUCGAGACGGCGCUGAAGGCUCCGAGCGCCACGCCGGAGCAGCUGCUGGCCGUAGUCGCCAACAUGUCCUCCGCGAUUUCCUUGGAGGACGAGCGUGCUCCGCGGCUGGAGGGCAUGGCUGCGCAGCUCCAAGCCAUUGCCGCCAACCACAACGGCGAGGUGCCGAUCCAUGGUCGGCGCUUCCUGCAGUGGCUGCACUAUGUCUUCCCGCAGCAGUGCCCCUUCCCGCACCUCAGCGGCACCACGGCCGCCCUGGCGCCCCAGGAGUUCAAGGGCGACUACGUGGCCUCGCAGGAUGCCAUGAUGGCAGAAGCGAAAUCCGAGCUGCCGGACUUCAACUCCACUGAGGAGCUGUGGAUGUCCCAGUGGAGCGAGGAGGAAGAGCUGAUGGCCGGCUACGAAGGUCUGGACGCCAAGGUCUGCGGUCUGUCGAGGAAGCUGGGCCUGGCCUGCUUCGGGCUGGCCGCCAUGCUGGGCGCGGUGGGAUUCAACCGCAAGACCGGCAAGGAGGGUGAUCUUCUGCCGAGCUACCAAAGCAAGGCGCACUACAUUUGAGCGCGCGACAUAUCAUUUGAGAACCCCAGUUGUUCAGUGGCACCAAUGAGUUCCCCCCUUUUUUUGUUUGGCGGGCUCGGGCUCCC